Messenger RNA from Pleurotus ostreatus (oyster mushroom), 2871 nucleotides. RefSeq lists its product as uncharacterized. Gene Ontology annotation, cellular component: Golgi apparatus. Lineage: Eukaryota; Fungi; Basidiomycota; Agaricomycetes; Agaricales; Pleurotaceae. The record is from RefSeq and is a predicted model, not a curated record. The coding region runs from base 1 to 2871 and encodes 956 amino acids. The transcript is spliced from 7 exons.
AUGUUCAGGUUGCGUGCAACAUUCAAGGCUCGCUACUGGUUGUUCAUACUCGCUGCUCCCGUCAUGUUCUCUAGCUUUCGAAACGCGCUCGAAAAUUUAGCUCAAGUCCCACUCGAAAACCAGAUUGUCCGGAGGGGCUCUGAUCCCGUCUCCGCAGCUGGCCCGGGACGCGACCCACCCUCUCGAUCUGCAUCGUUGGACAUACAAGGCUCGCCUUCAUCACCUUCGCUACUAUCAUCCAGCCAUCUAGCUGAGUCUGCACUGCUGAACCUCCGUAAAUCUCUCGCGUCCAACCGUUCUGGAAGCCCCGGUCCGCCUGGUCGGCCCAAGAGCCCAGCAGUCGCCACGUCGGUUUCGGAUGGAGCUAUUCGACCAGCGAAAUCGCGACUAGAGGAGAGACUUCGAGCAAGCUUCACUGUCGGGGACAUUUCGUCGAGGGGCAGCACAGAGAACUCUACUAGAGCAACUCCUUCGCCCGCACCGGCCAGUGACCCGUCUGAAGUCGUGCCAACAGCCAUACCCCUCCCAGAUUCACUUCCAGUCUCGCCGUCGCUGGCGUCCGAACAGCCUAGCGUCUCAGAGUCCCUUCAUCUCACAGAUAGCAAGAUCCCAGAGCAGGCGCAGGAUCCUUUGGAGGUCUCGACGGCGGAAGGUACGACAGAAGAACACCAACCCGAGGCUGGUAUACCACUACCUGAUGGUGCAGAGGGGAGCCAUGAAAGCGCUGACACGGAGCUAAAUGAGGAGGACGUGUUACCUCCCCAUCCGGAGGAACCGUUGGCGAAGUCACCCCCUUUAACCGACAUUCCAGAGCUUCAGCCUGCCGUACUCGAGGAGCGACUCGAACCCUCUCCGCCUCCAUCUCAACUUGACGCAACAUCCGAUUCCGUCAUCCCGCCUCCGGAAGCAGAAACACCCAGUAACGAUUCUGCAAUAGAACCACACACACUAGAUGCAACUAUUGAAGUGGCUCCCGGGGAUGUCGAGCUACCCUCUGAAGAACGUACUUCAGCAGAUGAGACUCCUCUUCAAGUCAAUGGGCACGUCACUGAGUAUUCUUCAAGCACCGACGACGUAAUUCAAGAGCAAUUGCGGCAACUCGAGCGGCGCUUCGCAGAGGUUACAGAAUCUUUUAAGAAGUUGCAAUCGGAGAAGGACGCUGCUGACAAUCUUGUCCGUACGCUGACCCCUCUAGAAGGCUUGGAGGAUCUAGAUACCUUCAAAGACUACCUACAAAGUUUGAUACUGAAAGUCGAGAUAUCCGAGGAUGAUAUCAAGCGUUUGAAUGGCAAACUCUCCAGACAGUCCGAUCGUAUCGACGAGCUACGUGAUACCCACCGACUGGAGUCUCAUUCACAAUCCGAUCAAAUUGAGCGACUUCGCAAACAAGCGGCGGAAACCGAAGCACUGCUCAAGGCGUCGCAUGAUGCAGCCGCUCAAGCGGAGAGUGAGAACGCUAGUACACGAACGGAGUUGGAGACGUUGAAGAAAGAAUUGGAGCGUACUCGGGGUUUGGCAAAGGAAGAAGAGGAAAAGCGAGUGAAAGCGAUCAGUCUGUUGAAGACGGUGAGACAGAAGUUGGUGAAAGCGGAGAAAGACCGAGAUGAGGCUCGGGGUGAACUGGCCGCUGUUAGGGAGAGGGAGAAGGGCGAUAGGGACAAGGAGGAGGCAGAAAGGAGUAGACUUCAGAAGGAGAUCGACUCUGUCAAUGCCGAAAGGGAAAGAGCUGUUGCGGGGCUCAAGGGUGACAAGGAGGUCGCUGGAGUAAAAGAACGGUACGAGAGGGAGAUAUCGGCUCUCAAAGGCCAAUUUGAACUCGAAGCCAUUUCGACAAAGAGCGGAUACUCGAAGGAACUUUCCUCCAAGGAUGCUCAAAUAUCGACUCUCGAGAAAUCUGUCAAUGCUCUUUCAAAUGACAAGAACAACUUAUUUGAGCAGAUGCAGCUUCGUCAGGCCGAAAGCGAAUCCCUACAAUCCCAUCUAGAGUCUCUACAGAGCCAGAACGCUGAGCUCCAAUUCCAGCUCCGAGAAGCCAAUGAUCGUCUGGCGUUGCUGAGCGAAAACCUAGCAGAAGCGCGCCAUGAGCAAGAUGCGAAGGCUCAAGCACCCUUAGCCUCGUCCGAAGAAGUCGCCCGACUCUUGUCUGCCACGCAAUCCAAGUACGAGACCAAGCUUGCGGAUAUGCGUAAAGAUCUUCUGGCAACAGAGAAGGAGAGGAAUGACGCAGAGGCUGACUGGAGCCGUAAGCUGCGGGAGAAGACACGCGAAGCGGACGAGCUGAAGAGAGUCCUGGCGUCCUCUGCAAAAAACCGUGAAGAGAGCCAAGCGACCGUUGAUGGCCUGGCGAGCCAAAUUGACCAGUUGAAGCAGGAGAUUCAACAGUAUAAGAGACAGGUCGUGGAGUUACAACACCAGGCAACAAGUGGCAGCGAUCAGGAGAAUAAUCUCAAGGAUACCAUCAACGAGCUGAAGACCAAGGUUAUGGCUCUCGAGCGCAACGCCGAGGAAAACUCAAAGCGAGAGACUCACCUCAAGGCUACGAAUAAGACGUUACGUGAGGAACUUCGCAAGGUUCAGUCAUCUGCUGCACUUCUAGAACGCCAGAGACACCCGGGAGUUGGUUACUGGUCCAGACAAGACUCUUCUUCAACGGAGUCCCGAACCUCCGUAUCCUCAGAAACACCCUCCCGGACUACGUCGCCCGCGCCGUCGCAAUCGAAAAGUGACGAAGAAGUCAAUCUGGAAUACUUGCGAAACGUUAUUCUACAAUUCCUUGAACACAAGGAAAUGCGACCUAAUCUGGUCAAGGUCCUGUCUAUCAUAUUACACUUCACUCCACAGGAGACACGGCGCCUCGUUGCCAAGGUUUGA